Messenger RNA from Rattus rattus (black rat), 641 nucleotides. It is a transcript of the gene Bola3, whose product is annotated as bolA family member 3. The coding region runs from base 61 to 393 and encodes 110 amino acids. The record is from RefSeq and is a predicted model, not a curated record. The transcript has 4 exons. NCBI's taxonomy places the organism in Eukaryota, Metazoa, Chordata, Mammalia, Rodentia, Muridae.
UCUGGACACAGUGCCUGCGUCCUUCCGGCUGCACCGUGACCUAGGGCUGCGUCGCCGGGCAUGGCGGCAUGGGGCCCGGUGGCCGCUAUGCCUUUGCUCCGCGGGAGCCGCGGGCUUCCUCUAUGGCACUGUGCACAUCGGAUGUUCGCCUCCCAGACGGAGGGGGAGCUCAAAGUGACCCAGGUUCUCAAAGAAAAGUUUCCUCGAGCCACGGCUAUCCAAGUCACAGACAUCUCAGGAGGCUGCGGGGCGAUGUAUGAAAUUAAAAUCGAGUCAGAAGAAUUUAAAGAGAAGAGGACUGUCCAGCAGCACCAAAUGGUCAAUCAGGCACUGAAAGAAGAGAUCAAGGGCAUGCACGGCCUCCGGAUAUUUACCUCAGUCCCCAAGUGCUGACCAAGCUCCCCGGCUGCGCGACUGCUCAUGCUGAAAACCUUGAGCAUACUUUGCUCACAGCAAUAUUCUAGAAAAAUCCCCGCCCCCCUCCCUGAGUAUCUAUUUUUUGUUCAUAGACAUUUCUAUAUUAUAAUUAUAGAGAUACGUUAUCUAUUUAGAGUUAAUUAAAGAUCACAGGUACCGACUGCUCAGAACAGGUGUGUGUCACACUCAGGCCCUCCUGUCAGAAGCAGCGUCCUUCGUUCACA